GUGCCCGGGCCGGCCUACUUCGGCGAGUCGUGCCUGUGGGUCGACCGCAGGGACUGGGCGCUGCCCGGGCCCAGGUACCAGUACAGCGCGAGCUGCCGCACCCGGGCGGAGGUGCUCAGCAUCUCCCGCAGCGCCAUCGGGGAAGUGAUCGACAAGUUCUCCCCGUGGCUCGGCGAGCGCUUCGAGAUCUUCCGCGCCGCAGUUGUGUCCGGGCAGGAGGACCUCGACGGGAUCGUGCCGCUGGCGCCGCCGGACUCGAGCUUCGUGGAGGGCGACGCCGAGGUGAACAGCACCGAGGACGCGCGCGGCCUCGCCGGGGUGCGGAGCCCCGCCCUCCAGGAGGGUUUCGCCUUCGGAGGGUUCCAGGAGGACUGCUUGGGCAACGACGAGGGCCGAGUUCGCAAGAAUGCCUCGUGGCAGAGCAGGGUGGCGAGCGUGUAG
Messenger RNA from Prorocentrum cordatum, 441 nucleotides. NCBI's taxonomy places the organism in Eukaryota, Dinophyceae, Prorocentrales, Prorocentraceae. The record is from the annotation of a GenBank genome assembly.